AAAACACCUUUUCUUCCAGUGCUACACCCUUUUAUUGAUCUUUUGUGUCAAUAUAAGUAGACUCUUAUCACUUUGAACUUGUUCACUGACAUUCUAUUCACCAUGACAGUCAAUUCUUUAUUCAACAAUUUUACUUUUUUUUAAAUAUUAAACUUGCAUUAUUAUUUUUGAAGUGAGUUAGUGAACGAAAACAAACAAAGACCCUCCACGGGUACUCACUAUCAGUACUACUCACGUAUUUGGAUAUUUUUUGCGGGGAUUUGGAAAGCCAUUUGCAGUUCCAACCAACUAUGUUCUUAAGAAGACGUAAUUUAAAUUCAUCAAGAAUCAUAUGCAUCAUAUCAAUUAUCGUGCUUCUUCUUAUAAUCAUUUCACUAUAUCCUCAUAAGCGGACACAAUUUGGAAGAUAUUCUCGAAGACAGAAGACCAUUCGAUUUCAGCAUAGUACUGGAGAAAUAGGCGAUCAAUUAUUCUCUCUACUUUCUCAUCUUGGUGUUGCAAAAACUCUUUAUCGAAUUCCAGUUAUCAAUUCUGCUAAUAAUUCAAAAUUAAUCGAUACUCUUUCAAACGCAAUGUUUACAAGAUUUCCAUCGAUUCUGCAACAAUUUUUAAUUGCUAUUGAACCACCAACAGCAGUGAAUAGAGAACUUGGAAUCGAGAAUAGUUCGUACGAAGAUCCUCUUACAAAGUUCUCAGAGGACACAUCUUCAAGUCUGAUGGUCAAAGGGAACGGAUUCAAAAGUUUUAAAUAUUUUGAUAAUUUGCGUUCUGACAUUCGCUUGUGGGUAUUGGAAGACGCCGAAAGUGUUCUAGAAGCACAAAAUUUGAUUACAAAAUCUCAACGGAACAACUUCAAAAUUUGUGUGCAUGCAACAUUAGAAAGCAAUAAGAACUGCAGUGUUAAAGCAAUUGCACAAAUUCUGAAUCAUUAUACCAAUGAAUAUGAGGAUGUUAUGUUGAUAAUUGCUAGCCCGUUUCCGGAAUUUACUCGUUUCAUUUUUACGAACUCGAGAAUCAGAAAAUACAAAACUGAAAAAUUUUCAUUGAUCAGUUCUUCACCAGAAAUGCAAAUUAUUUUUUCAAGAAUCUAUUGUGAUGUUGUAUUCUUGACAGUUCCAUAUUCAACACAUGGAUGGUGGAUGGGAUAUUUGGCAAAAGAUGACAAUAGCCACGUGUUCUAUUUUGAUCCAGACAUGUUCCCGAAAAAUAGAACGGCGAACCAAGAAGACUAUUUCCCGCCAAAAUGGAAGAAAUUGUCAAGAAAAAUUCAAUGAUCUCGAUUUAUCUUGUACAAUAACUAACUUUUGUUUUGAAUAAAUAAUUCAUUAAGGCUGUG
Molecule: messenger RNA, 1336 nt
Organism: Caenorhabditis elegans
Lineage: Eukaryota; Metazoa; Nematoda; Chromadorea; Rhabditida; Rhabditidae
Gene: T25D10.1
Exons: 7
Coding region: 291-1274 (327 amino acids)
Cellular component (GO): membrane
Source: RefSeq, marked reviewed